AUGACAAAGGGGCCUCACUGCUGGCUGCCCCCAGCGCUUGGUGGCAUGGAGGUGCGGUGGUGCACCACCUCGGACCCCGAGCAGCAGAAGUGCGGCGACAUGAGCAAGGCCUUCCAGGAAGCCGGCAUCCAGCCCGCCCUCGGCUGCAUCCCGGGCACCUCCGCCGACCACUGCGUCCAGCUCAUCGCGGCGCAGGAGGCCGACGCCAUCACUCUGGAUGGAGGUGCCAUCUACGAGGCGGGGAAGGAACUUGGCCUGAAGCCCGUGGUGGGCGAAGUAUACGAUCAAGAGGUCGGGACCUCCUAUUACGCCGUGGCUGUGGUCAAGCGGAGCUCCUCUGUGACCAUCAACACCCUGAGGGGCGUGAAGUCCUGCCACACGGGCAUCAACCGGACGGUGGGCUGGAACGUGCCCGUGGGCUACCUGGUGGACAGCGGCCGCCUCUCGGUGAUGGGCUGCGACGUGCUCAAAGCUGUCAGUGACUACUUUGGAGGUAGCUGCGUGCCAGGGGCAGGAGAGACCAGUUACUCCAAGUCCCUCUGUCGCCUCUGCCGAGGUGACAGCUCCGGGGAAGGGGUGUGUGACAAGAGCCCCCUGGAGAGAUACUACGACUACAGCGGGGCCUUCCGGUGCCUGGCAGAGGGGGCUGGGGAUGUGGCCUUUGUGAAGCACAGCACGGUGCUGGAGAACACGGAUGGAAGAACCCUGCCCUCCUGGGGCCAGGCACUGUUGUCGAAGGACUUCGAGCUGCUGUGCAGGGACGGCAGCCGGGCCGAGGUCACCGAGUGGAGGCGAUGCCACCUGGCGCGGGUGCCUGCUCACGCCGUGGUGGUCCGAGCUGACGUGGACGGGGCCCUCAUCUUCCGGCUGCUGAAUGAAGGCCAGCGUCUGUUCAGCCACGAGGGCAGCAGCUUCCAGAUGUUCAGCUCCGACGCCUACGGCCAGAAGAACCUGCUGUUCAAAGACGCCACCUUGGAGCUCGUGCCCAUCGCCACGCAGACCUACGAGGCCUGGCUGGGCCGCGAAUACCUGCACGCCAUGAAGGGGCUGCUCUGUGACCCCAACCGGCUGCCCCACUACCUGCGCUGGUGUGUGCUGUCAACUCCUGAGAUCCAGAAGUGCGGCGACAUGGCUGUGGCCUUCAGCCGGCAGGGGCUCAAGCCGGACAUCCAGUGCGUGUCGGCCGAGUCCCCCCAGCACUGCGUGGAGCAGAUCCAGGCUGGGCACAUCGAUGCUGUGACCCUGAAGGGCGAGGACAUUUACAUGGCAGGGAAGACAUACGGCCUGGUCCCAGCGGCCGGGGAACACUAUGCCCCGGACGACAGGAGCAGUUCGUACUUCGUGGUGGCCGUGGUGAAGCGCGACAGCACCCACGCCUUCACCGUGGAUGAGCUGCGCGGCAAGCGCUCCUGCCACUCAAGCUUCGGCAGCCUGGCUGGCUGGGACAUCCCUGUGGGCGCCCUCAUCCAGAGGGGCUACAUCCGGCCCAAGGACUGUGACGUCCUCACAGCCGUGAGCGAGUUCUUCAACGCCAGCUGCGUGCCGGUGAACAACGCCAAGCACUACCCGGCCUCGCUGUGCGCGCUCUGCGUGGGCGACGAGCGGGGCCGCAACAAGUGCGUGGGCAGCAGCCAGGAGCGCUACUACGGCGACAGUGGCGCCUUCAGGUGCCUGGCGGAGAAUGCGGGUGACGUGGCCUUCGUCAAGCACACCACGGUCUUUGACAACACGAAUGGCCACAAUUCUGAGCCCUGGGCCGCUGAGCUGAAGUCCCAGGACUACGAGCUGCUGUGUCCCAACGGGGCACGGGCCGAGGUGUUCCAGUUCGAAGCCUGCAACCUGGCACAGAUCCCGUCCCAUGCCGUCAUGGUCCGGCCGGACACCAACAUCUUCACUGUGUAUGGACUGCUGGACAAGGCCCAGGACCUCUUUGGAGAUGACCACAAUAAGAAUGGCUUCAAAAUGUUUGACUCCUCCAACUAUCACGGCCAAGACCUGCUUUUCAAGGAUGCCACGGUCCGGGCGGUGCCUGUUGGGGAGAAAACCACUUACCGCGACUGGCUGGGGCUGGACUACGUGGCAGCCCUGGAAGGGAUGCUGUCCCAGCAGUGCUCGGGUGCAGCGGUCCCGGCGCCCCGGGGCUCCCUGCUGCUGCUGCUGUCGCUGCCCCUGGCUGCAGGCCUGCUCCCGCCCGCUCUCUGAAAGCACUGGGUGGCCCUCGCCUCGGUCGCAUCAGCCUGCAGCUCAGAAUCCCGGGAACAAGGCCGUGCCCCCGCCCAUCCCGCUGCUCCGGGAAGGUGUGCGCGGCAGGGAGCGCGGAGCGCAGAGCCACCGUCCGCUCCAAGUCCGGUGAAGGCCCCCACUGGAACAGAGAGGACUCCGGGGGGCCGUGAGCGGCCCUCCUGCGGAGCCCCCCGCCUCCCAGGCACCACCUGGCCCGCUGCUACCUGAGGCGGCUGGCCGGCCUCCCAGUGCCGCCGCCCCCGGCUGGCGCCGCUUCCCUGCAAACCUGCAGCCUCCCACCGCCUGGAGCCUCCCCAGCCUCGCCUGCCUCGGAAAAGGCCGGUUGCCAAGGAGACAGGCUGAGCCGCUUCCCACGCAGCCUCAGCUGAGCGCAGAGCCGCCCUGGAGCGCCCGGCGCCCACCGAAAGCGGGGAGCAGCCUCGGUCCCCGCAGCCUCGCCCCGCCUGGGCACCCCCGGAGAGGCUGCGGCUGAGCCCUCCAAGAAGGCGCCUUGGCGCCACCUCCAGCCCCUUGUCCCGGUUUCCUGCGGCUGGGUGCUGCCGGCUCAGAGGACAACUGGGCUGGAGGGGAAAGGCCGUGGGGGACCCUCAGACCCAGCAUAGGCUCCUCGGAGUGAAAUGUGGUGGCGGCGGGGGCUAAUGCAGGGCUGGGGCCCGCAGUCCCGCCAAGCCCGUCUACUGCACGGCAGGCCGGCCUUGGUGGCCGCGCUGCACACCCUGCUUUUUGCCGAGUGCAGUCCCUGCUCCGGCCCGGCGAGGCGGCUCAGAUGGAGCCCAGUCCUCGGUGUCCCCUUUUAGGCUCAGUCUCAGAUAAUCAUCUCCCCUAGCCCCACUGUGGUGUCCAGCACCCUUCAACUUGUCAGCAGCAGGUGCUUCCAGACUGAAGGGAGAGCAGUGUAGUCCAGGCCUCAGGCAGCACCAAGCCCUGCAAGGAGCCAGGCGUGAGGCGGUGCCCCGCCUGGUCAGAGGCACCCCUGCCCAGGUUCAGCACCGGAGGGCUCCGUCCCCCCUCCCAGCCUUCCACCUGCUGGGCCCAGGGCCACUCUCUCCAGGGAAGGGCCCUCCUCCCACCCCUGCAAGAAUCGAAGAAAAAGUGUGAAGGGGGCCCUCUCUCCACUUUGCCACAGUUGUCUGAGGAGCCAGGAAAAGUUCCAGAACUGCCACCUCUUACUCUGAAUUUCGCUUCCUUAAAAAAAUAAAAAGAAACAAGAGCAAGCAACGCGCUGUCAGCA
Molecule: messenger RNA, 3475 nt
Organism: Tupaia belangeri chinensis (Chinese tree shrew)
Lineage: Eukaryota; Metazoa; Chordata; Mammalia; Scandentia; Tupaiidae
Gene: MELTF
Product: melanotransferrin
Exons: 16
Coding region: 1-2202 (733 amino acids)
Biological process (GO): iron ion transport
Cellular component (GO): extracellular region; early endosome; plasma membrane
Source: RefSeq, a predicted model, not a curated record